Molecule: messenger RNA, 401 nt
Organism: Carlito syrichta (Philippine tarsier)
Lineage: Eukaryota; Metazoa; Chordata; Mammalia; Primates; Tarsiidae
Product: oxidized low-density lipoprotein receptor 1-like
Exons: 3
Biological process (GO): lipoprotein metabolic process; inflammatory response; cell death
Cellular component (GO): signaling receptor complex; plasma membrane
Molecular function (GO): low-density lipoprotein particle receptor activity
Source: RefSeq, a predicted model, not a curated record
CUCCUUGUCCUCAAGAUUGGUUCUGGCAUGAAGAAAACUGUUACCUAUUUUCCUCUGACCCAUUUAACUGGGAAAAGAGCCAGAAGAACUGCUUGUCUUUGGAUGCCCAGUUGCUGAAAAUUAAUAGCACAGCUGAUCUCGACUUCAUUCAGAAAGUGAUUUCCCAUUCCAGUUCGGCAUUCUGGAUGGGGUUGUCUAAGAGGAAACCCAACAACACAUGGCUCUGGGAGGACGGUUCUCCUCUGAUGCCUCAAUUGUUUAGACUCCAAGGUGCUGUUUCCCAAAAGUACCCUUCAGGCACCUGUGCAUAUAUACAACGGGGAGCUGUUUUUGGUGAAAAUUGCGCUUUAGUUGCAUUCAGUGUAUGUCAGAAGAAAGCAAACCUAUUAAAAGCAUAUUAA